AUGUACAAGAGACCAGCAUACGAAGAAUUAGGUGUGCGUCCAGUUCACCGGCAAGAUGGCUCCAUUGACCUUCGCGCCCGCAUCAAAGCUUAUGCUGGGGAUGAAGAAGGCAAUGAACCCGAAUGCCUGAGCCCUACGGAGGCAUUCUUUGCAAGACCUACUCACCACGCGAAGCCAGUGCAGCAGCAGACCCGCCAGGCACCUGUAGCACGCGCCCAGCAGAAGCACCGACUACCUCAACGAGAGCCCGAGAGGCCACAAAAGCGGUUGUGGCUGCAGAUGAAGCAGCCUUCGCUGGACAACUUGCGGCACGUGGAGUCGCCUCUUGACCAAGAGCUGAUUGAUCAUGUUGUUGCAAAUAGAGACACCCUCUACAACGACGCCCUGGCAAGCCUGACAGAUCUGCACGCCGAACUGCAGCAGGAUCUCAUGAGAACCAUCUCUGAAGACGAGCGUGUUCUAGCCCUUCUUGACAACAACCACAAGAAGAUCACCAAGCAAUUGUCUGAUACGCGCAUCAAUGACCCGGAAGCGGGCCAUGUAGUUAGGGUUGGCGACCGUAUUGCCUCCUUUGUAAAGUAUAUCGACACUGUGGAGGUGGAAUUGACAUCGCUCUGGGCCCAACGUGAGGUGGCGCAGAAGGAAGUUGAUGACAUCUUCGCCGAGCUGGCCAAUACCCAAGAUGCCGCCGAGUGCGAGCAGGCCAGCGCGGUCAUGGCGGUGAAGAAAUCUUUUGCCAACGAGAUUGAUAAAGUAUCAAAUGAGCUAAGUAGCAUCCUGGACAAUGCUCAUGAAGAGGCACGUGUGUCUGAAAAGAAUUUUAGCAAGAAGAUCAAAGGGGUCAUGUCCGGCUUGCUUCAGCAGUACUUGUUGGAGGACUGA
Cryphonectria parasitica EP155 is the source of this 882-nucleotide messenger RNA. RefSeq lists its product as uncharacterized. NCBI's taxonomy places the organism in Eukaryota, Fungi, Ascomycota, Sordariomycetes, Diaporthales, Cryphonectriaceae. The transcript has 3 exons. The record is from RefSeq and is a predicted model, not a curated record. Bases 1 to 882 code for a protein of 293 amino acids.